AUGUACAGCCGUCAAACAACCCCCCCGAAUGCUUCUUUCAACUACAUCCCCAGCAGUGUUGGCUCGGACGCUACCUACUACUCGCAAGCGUCAUCACCAGAGCCUCACAUGGCUGUCCCCACUCCCCCACGGUCGCCAGUCAGGCAGUACGGGCCCGUCCUCCUUCCCAAGGUCCGCAUCCAGGACCAGGUAUCCGAGCCCACGACUGGUCCCGUCAGACAUCGCAGGACGACGUCUAACUCCAGUGCCGGCUAUGCCUACAGCCCCUACUCCCGAUCAGCCUCCAUGGCUCGCCGUGGAUCCAGCCCGCUGAACCACAACAUCCACAACAUGCACAGCACAAUUACCUCUCCCGUGUCGACUGCCUCGUCGUACGACUUCAACCUCUCCACUCUCAACUCGCCCAUCGCCUACCCACAGCAGCCCGACUUUUCUCGACGCUCCUCCUAUGUCGGCUCGCAGUCCCGCUCCGCCUCUGCCAACCGAGCCCGCCAUGCCCGCUCGGGCUCUGCUGGAUGUGUCGAUGAGCAGGUCAUCAGCCGCUAUGGCUUCCCCACCUACCGCAACAUGCCCAGCUAUGUGACUGCCUCAACCAUGCCCCAGUCCAACUUGAACCUAGUCACAUCUCUGCCCUCGGCAUACUCCGCUGUCCAGAACAUGAACAGCUUCACUGCGACAUGCGCUCAGGACUUUACCGUCCCCGAGUUUGACCCCGCCCCCGCUGUGCAGUACCCUGCCUUUGGAGACUUUGGCUUUGAUGGCUUCCCACAAGUCCCAGCCACGUCUUCCCUGGUUGAGUACCUGUCCUCUCCCAACCCUUCUCCAGCGCUAGUCCGCCGCGUCACCAGCGCACCUCGAGGCAUCAACAACCACUUUUGGUGGGACAUUCGCAACCUCCGCAGCUGGGAAGACUUCAACAUCACCACCAUCAAGGCCAUCCCCUCGGUGCUUCCUCUCCUCGAAGUCCCCGUCCCUGCCACCUACCUUCCCCAGCCCUGCCGUCAGAACCUGCAGCCAGAGACCGAGUCGGCGCUCCAAGACAUUUGCACAAACUACUACGCCAACAAGGUCAAUGCCGCCCUCAAGGUAGCCCAGGGAAACACACACAUGAUGAUGCGUGCCAUCAAGCCCGUGGCCGGUCAACGCCAACAGCCAGAGUUUGUCUCCAACUACCCCUCAGACUAUGAAAAGACUCUCUUUGGCGACAGCCGCGGCCGCGUCGUUGGCCUCGUCAAGUGCUACGACCAAUGGAACACGGGCAUGCGCAGCGAGUCGCCGCCAAAGCAAGUCCUCUACCUCCAGGGCCUCGCACACCUCCACCGCGUGAUGCGCGAGCACGGCUGCCGCUACGGCUUCAUCAUGACGGAGAUUGAGCUCCUCUGCGUCCGCUGCGGCGGGCCCUCUGACUUUUCGACUCCCGACCCCACAACCGUCAAUGCCAAGACAGGCGUGCCCAUCUUCGGGUACCUCGAGACGUCUGCUCCCAUCAGCCUGUCUACCAACGGUUUCCACCCGGAAACCGGCGACAUCCAGCUCACAGCCGCCCUCGCCCUCUGGUACCUCCACAUGCUCGCCAAGGAGAACCCCUUUGAGGGCAUGGGCACCUGGCGCAUGGAUGUCGGCGGCCCUGCUGCUCUCACCCGCCAGAACUUCCUCGAAAAGGACGCCUGGAUCCCCAAACCCCAGCUUGGCGAGAAGAGAGAGGCCAAGCGCGUGCGAGGCUGGGUCUUUCCCGAUGAGCCGCUUAGCAAGAGGGAGUGCGGCAAGGGCAAGAGGGGGAAGAGCAUUGGUUAAGUAUCUCUAUAUAUGUGUGUGUGUGUGUGUGUGUUAAUGUUGGGUCACGAGGCUAUGAUUGAAUGUGCAU
Messenger RNA from Exserohilum turcica Et28A, 1864 nucleotides. RefSeq lists its product as uncharacterized. The record is from RefSeq and is a predicted model, not a curated record. The coding region runs from base 1 to 1794 and encodes 597 amino acids. The transcript has a single exon. Lineage: Eukaryota; Fungi; Ascomycota; Dothideomycetes; Pleosporales; Pleosporaceae.